Colletotrichum paranaense is the source of this 1911-nucleotide messenger RNA. RefSeq lists its product as uncharacterized. NCBI's taxonomy places the organism in Eukaryota, Fungi, Ascomycota, Sordariomycetes, Glomerellales, Glomerellaceae. The record is from RefSeq and is a predicted model, not a curated record. The transcript is spliced from 6 exons. The coding region runs from base 1 to 1911 and encodes 636 amino acids.
AUGGGCCUCUCAACUCCCGUAGCCGCAGUUCUCAUCGUUCUCGUCACCGUCGUACCCAUGCUACUCAUCGCAGGCUUCACCGCCCGCUUCAUCUCACGCAACUUCAGGGACGCAGCCGGUGCCAUCGAACCCAAACCGGCGAGACGCUGGUUCGGCUUCCGACGCGUCAAAUCGAACGACAGCGCCACCACCAGCCUCGCAAUCAACACGCUACACUACGCCGACUCGUGGCCGGAUCUCGAAAAUCCAGCCGCCACCCGAGACAUGGCAUCCCUCGAGGGCCAGUCGUUUGAGCUGGAGUUUCUCGCCGACAAGGCGGAGAACGGAUCGGAGAGGGGCGGUCCCGAAGUCCCGCAGCCGCUCAAGGUUCUCAAGAGACUCGGGCGUGGUUCUGGAGGGGAGUUCCGAGGAGAUGCAAGCGGCUCGCGAUCAGUUGUCGAGACUGACGAGGGUGUAGACGGUGUCUCGGGACCGUUUGGCGAGCCACUCGUUGAACAUUCUUCACCCAGCCGACGGCCACAAGCGCAUCGACCACCAGCUUGGGAUAAAUUCGUUUCAUAUGCUAUUCCUGGGCCACUCGAUGAUGGCCUUGAGGCAGUAUCCCAAGCACCACAACGCGGUGCUUCUAAUUUUAUGCGGUCUUCUAGUAACUCGUCUCUGGCUGCUCAAGCAAGCACUUCAUAUCACUCAAAUAUUUCAGGAGAGAGAAACACGUCUCAUAGCUCCCUUGUGCUCGUACCGAAGAUUCGUAUCACCCCAGAAAUCAGGGCUCUCGAUGGCAGCACGGCAAGCUUCUGGGUUGCCGUCGAGGUUUCAGGCCAAUUGUGUCAGCCUCUCAACGGCUUACUCUGCGAUGAUACCUCUGCUGAAUAUGAGUCUGCCUUGCUGAGCAGACUCAAUGAUCAAUCUUCUACAGAUCCUUUCAGGCAUGGGUGUAUUCACAGCAUGGAUAUCCAAAUCGUUCCGCUUGGAAACAGUUGUAUUCUUGAGACAAUUCGGGAUAAUCCUAUCCAAACAACACUAGGUAAUGACGAUAUUGUACUGCUGCUCGCGCAAGUCCUAGUCAAAUCGCCUCGCUCCACUGCCGUGGCUACGCAACAAGGCCAUGUCAAACACAGGUCAGAUGAGCUGAUUGAUGACUUGGAAUAUCAGUUAGGAGAUUCAAACCUCGAGUAUAUACGCGUUUCGGUCAAGUACAACCAUUCAGCAUUCUUUUGCCAAAGUCGAAAUGACAUCAUCGACAACAUAGCAGAAGGCGGCACAAAACUAGAAACGUUUGCUACGGCCGUCGUCAAGCAACAUAAUCACCGAUCACCAUGGUCCCCAAGUCCAGCACCAACAUAUAAUCCCAUUGCGAGCAUCAUCCUUGGAAAUUGGGGGCCAUCGAAAGCUCGUAAUGUGAUUCAUCGUAUAUCACCACAGAGGCCCCUCAGGGCGAAGUCCAGGAUGGACUUGUCUUUGGGAGACGAACCAAUGGAUAUGCUGAGCCCUCCGGUAAUUCCUAGGCGAGAGGCAAGCCUCGGUAGAGACGUGACAGUCAGAAUACCAGACGCAAUGUACAAUGGGUGGUCUGCCGGGCGUCGGAGGACGUUGGCAGUGGACUUGGACUGGGGUAGGCCCCGCGCGGAAGAAGUCGCGGAAGAAGGGAAGCGGUGGCCAUCAACUGCAACGUGCCCCGGCGAGGCGGCAACCGGAGCCGGAUUCAAGAAUAGGUUUGCGAAUCAUUUGACCGCAUUGAGAAGCCCGCGCUCGAUAGGCCCGGGCGUUUUGAGAGGCUUGGCAUCUUCAGUCGCCGGCACCCGAGAUGAAGGUCAUGAAGCAGAGAACAGACAGGCGCAUGGAGGAGAGUCCCCUCGCGGCCGGGGAAGAAAGUCAUUCAGCCGUUGGAGUUGGACGAGCUGGUGGUCUUGA